Molecule: messenger RNA, 2083 nt
Organism: Bemisia tabaci
Lineage: Eukaryota; Metazoa; Arthropoda; Insecta; Hemiptera; Aleyrodidae
Biological process (GO): regulation of gene expression
Cellular component (GO): nucleus
Source: RefSeq, a predicted model, not a curated record
UCACCACCUUCCUGUGAUUGUUUUGUUUACGACUUAUCUUAUCAUCUCUGUCAUACACCUCAACAUUUUAGUGUCAUAUUUAUUGAUCAGUGUGCAAAUGCUAGCAAGUACUAAUCGUGUUUCUUUAAUCGAGAAUAUCGGAAAUUUAUAAAAACAGCGUCGUAAGUGUCUGAGGGCAAAUCCAUCGUAUUUGUGAAGAUGCAGCAUCUGGGAUAUGGUCAUCAUGAAGUGUCCUCUAAAAUAGUAGUCACCAAACACAAGUAUUCUAGUGAUUUAUCAAUAUAGUGCCGUGUAAUUUCUAAAUCAUAACUUGACGAAUGACUGGGACGAUUCCACUUCAUAGGAUAUUAAUAAUUAUUCCUUAUCAUUGGGACAAUUAAGCUCUAUCACUUUACGUUUGUGAUGUUGUCUCAAUAUAACUUUACUUGUAGCUCAAUGCCUUCAAGGAUGAUUUUCAAUCAUCCUUAUUUCAACAAUUGGAUCUCCUCUUGGAAUUUGAAUGUUUUUCUCAGUUGGUGACAGGCCAUCGUCGCACUGCCAAACUUCAAAAUGAACUACGGAACUUACGCCAACACAUUUCAAGCGGUCCCUGAUUUUUCUCAUCAGUCAGCGGCAGUCCAGUCCAAUCAAGAUCCAACUGGAGAUGCAAAUAAAGGGAACAUGGUCACUAGUGUUGCAGUCAACAAUAUACAAGGAGUGCAAACACAAGAUAGAAUGCCUGAGAUGUUGCAAAGUAUAGCUACUUCUCGGGUUCAAACAGUGAAUUCAACAAAUUAUAUUCUAAAUACGCCAGCUAUUAGUCAGCCUCAGCAAGUUUUCAGCACUAGUAAUCAGUUUGCUCCUGUCCACUAUAUCUCAGCACCAACAUCAAUCACUAGCAAUGAUAUCCAAAUUGCAUGGACUGAUCCCAACCGCUCGAACAACUUACUCAGUGAACAUCUUAAAAACUCCAUUAGUGUUCCUAUUUUUUCAACGUUACCUCACAACGCUUUGCAUAUGAAUUCUCCAGCCGUUUGGUCUGUUAAAUCAGUGUCUGUAGAUAGUGUUGGUACCAUGACGGAUCCAAUUCUAAGUUCAGAGUUUCUAGAUCUGAAAACUAAAAAUAAAAGAGAUUUUGAUAGUACUGACUGUUCUAAACUAAAUAUCGGUAUGCAAUCAAGUGCUCUUCUACAAUAUAUGUCCCGAAUGCCACCUCAGAUUUUACCUCUAAGUUUUCAAAACUUUUUAAAAAAACAUAACAUUCCGUACAAUAUCAAAGUUUUAGGUAAUAAUUUGCUUUCCCAAGGAGUUUCUGCAAUCGGAAUGGGAUCUGUGAAUGUCACAAUUUGCAAGGAUAAUAGGACUAAAUCUCCUGUGUAUAAACCCAAAACCUUCAAUCCUCUAGUAGAUGGUGCAACAAAUUUUAACUGCAACGUUUGUGAUUUGGAAUUUCCUGAUGAAGCCUCGCUGCAAAAUCAUGCUUUAGUAUCAGAUCACGAACCUGACAGAAGAUUCCGUUGCGAAGAAUGUGGGGUCUGUUUGAAGCGGAAAGAACACCUAGAUCAGCACAGGAAAGGGCAUAGCCAAGACCGACCGUUUGUGUGUUCUAUUUGCUACAAGGGCUUCAAAAGGAGCGAACAUUUAAAAAGGCACUAUGGAACUCACUCGGACCAGAAAUGCUUCUCCUGUAGAAUCUGCGGGAAAGCUUUUUACCGCAAGGAUCAUCUUGCAAAACAUGAACAAACGCACGUCAAUCGGAAAAUAUCCGAUUCUUAUGAAACUAGUCAACUGUCCCAUGGUGAAGAUGUCUCAGAAAUCUCAGAACCUGAUCAAGGACAUGAUAUGAUAUCCGCAGGCUGCUGAUAACUACCGUGAACCAUUCUACGACUUUUGGACCAGGAUCGAUUGCCGUAGCGAAAAGCAACGUUUGCAAUCAUGACGAUCAAAGAGAACAAUCAGUGUGGAGAAAAUUUCUUCGCUAUUACGUUGUUUGUCAUAAGUUAAUUGAAAGUGUAAAUAAAAUUGUUAUUCUUUUAAAAAAUGAUGAAAAUAAUUCAGGAGCAGUUGUUUCGAAAUAAAGUACCGGUUCCUCUGAAACAAAACA